AGAAGGGAGAGUAGAAUGUUCAAAGAUAUCCAACGCAUCAAGGCGUGGGAGUCCACCGUCCGGAGGACGCACCAGAAGCAUCAGCCGUCGGCGCGGCGGCGCAGCCUCGUCCUCCCCCCCGUGUCGGCCUCCCCCACCGCCGCCGACGUCGACGACGCCGAUGAUCUCGAUGACCCCACCCUCCACCACGCCGAGCGCCUCCUCCCCAACGGGGACUUCUACACCGGCCAGUGGCACAACAACCUCCCCCACGGCACCGGCAAGUACCUAUGGACGGACGGCUGCAUGUACGAAGGCGAAUGGCGCCACGGCAAGACCAUGGGGAAAGGCAAGUUCAGCUGGCCCUCCGGCGCCACCUACGAAGGCGAGUUCAAGUCCGGCUUCAUGGAUGGCUUCGGCACCUACACCGGCUCCCUUGGGGACACCUACCGCGGCUCCUGGUCCAUGAAUCUGAAGCACGGCCAGGGCAAGAAGUCCUACGCCAACGGCGACUACUACGACGGCGAGUGGCGCUCCGGCCUCCAGGACGGCCACGGUCGCUAUACUUGGAAGAAUGGCAACGAGUACGUCGGCGAGUGGCGCGCCGGCGUCAUCCACGGCCGCGGCACCCUCGUCUGGGUCAACGGCAACCGCUACGACGGCGGGUGGGAGGACGGCUUCCCGAAAGGCAACGGAAGCUUCCGCUGGGCCGACGGCAGCCUCUACGUUGGGUACUGGAGUGAGGAGAACGACGGCAUCCAGCAGAAGGGCGUUUACUACCCGUCGCCCGCCGCCACUUCGCCGACGGCUCGGGAUCCUCAUGCUGCGUUUGCGGCCGACCUCGGCGAUUGCAAGGUUUGCCCGGGCGAGACGGUGUCGAUUCUCCCGUCGCAGAAGACGCCGAACUGGUUGGGAAUGGAGGAGAAUUUCCUACAGAAGCAGGCCGUAUGGAGGCAGUCCAAGUCGAACGACGGCCGGCCGAGAAGGCGGGCGUCGGCCGACACGGCCGGGACCGGUGAGACGCCCAAGAGGACUAAUGGGCACUAG
Phoenix dactylifera (date palm) is the source of this 1026-nucleotide messenger RNA. Lineage: Eukaryota; Viridiplantae; Streptophyta; Magnoliopsida; Arecales; Arecaceae. The record is from RefSeq and is a predicted model, not a curated record.